GGCGGGCGCGAAGGCGGGCUCUGGAGGCCGCUCGGGGGCUCCGGCUGCAAACCCGGCGGAGACACGGGGCUUCGAGCGGCAGCGAGGCGGUUCUCUAUGGGGCAGUAUUAAAUCUGCCAGAGGUUGAUUCUGAACUUUUCUCAUCCUGGAAGAGCUCAAUGCUCAAAACAUUCAAGGGAAUAUUAAAGAAUCUGCAAGCACAAUGGAUGGCUUUUAUGACCAGCAAGUCCCAUUCAUGGUCCCUGGGAAACCUUGCGGAGAUGAAUGCCGAGGGAGGCCAAUGAAUGACAGAAAAAGGAAGUUUCAAGACACCGACUUGGCUCAUGAUUCUGAAGAAUUGUUUCAAGAUCUCAGCCAGCUUCAGGAGGCUUGGCUAGCUGAAGCCCAAGUUCCUGACGAUGAACAGUUUGUCCCCGAUUUCCAGCCCGAUAACUUGGUACUUCAUGCACCUCCCCCAGCUAAAAUCAAGAGGGAACUCCACAGCCCUUCGUCUGAGUUGUCCACCUGCAGCCAUGAACAGGUCCUCUGUGCUAAUUAUGGAGAAAAGUGCCUCUACAACUAUUGUGCCUACGACAGGAAGCCCCCUGCCGGGUUCAAGCCAUUAACUCCACCUACUACCCCAGUAUCCCCUGCACUCCAGAGCGGCCCCCUUCCUCCUCCCCCACCUCUUCCAGCGGCACCUGUGCAGCAGCCUCCUCCUCCCCAGGUUCCCACCACAGCAGGCCCAUUGCAGGGAGCACCCCCUCCACCUGCCCCUCAUGCUCUUCAGGAACCAAGGCAGCAAACCUUUGCUGUUCCUCGACCACCUCACCAACCCAUGCAGAUGCCAAAGAUGAUGCCUGAAAACCAGUAUCCAACAGAACACAGGUUUCAGAGACAGAUGUCUGAACCUUGCCACCCUUAUCCUCCACCUGGACUUUCUGGGGACAAUCGCCCGGUCUACCACAGGCAGAUGUCAGAGCCUAUUGUCCCUGCUGCCACUCAUCCUCCUCAGGGAUUCAAGCAGGAAUACCAUGACCCACUCUAUGAUCACGGGGUCCCAGGCAUUCCAGGCCCACCAACACAUGGAUUCCAGUCUCCAAUGGGAAUCAAGCAAGAGCCCAGGGACUAUUGCAUUGAUUCAGAAGUGCCUAACUGCCAGUCAACAUAUGUGAGAGGAGGAGGAGGAGGAGGCUAUUUCCCCAACAGCCAUGAUGGGUUCUCCUAUGAGAAGGAUGCCCGAUUGUACUUUGAUGAUACAUGUGUCGUUCCAGAGAGAAUGGAAGGCAAAGUGAAGCAAGAACCCACAGUGUACCGUGAAGGGCCUCCUUACCAAAGACGAGGGUCACUCCAGCUGUGGCAGUUUCUUGUCACACUCCUUGAUGACCCAGCCAAUGCUCACUUUAUUGCUUGGACCGGCAGGGGAAUGGAAUUCAAGCUAAUUGAGCCAGAAGAGGUUGCUCGUCGGUGGGGAAUUCAGAAGAAUCGGCCAGCUAUGAACUAUGACAAGCUCAGUCGGUCUCUUCGCUACUACUAUGAAAAAGGCAUCAUGCAGAAGGUGGCUGGAGAACGGUAUGUCUACAAGUUUGUUUGUGACCCUGAUGCCCUCUUCUCCAUGGCCUUCCCUGACAAUCAGCGCCCAUUCUUAAAAGCUGAACCUGACUGCCAUGUGAAUGAAGAUGACACCUUACCUCUCACACACUUUGAAGAUAACUCUGCAUACCUCCUAGACCUGGAUCACUGCAGCAACCUCCCCUAUGCUGAGGGCUUUGCUUACUGACUGGCUGAGCAGCUGACACUACAGACUCCAGUUCCAACAAUUAAGGGCAAAUGGGUUUUGUAAAGAAUUUUUGCUGUUCAUAAAACUGCUCUUUGCAAAUAUUAUCAGAAGAGACAGAAAAAUAAUAACUUCACGGCCCUCCCAACACGAAGACAAUAACCUGGCUGGUCAGUAGGACCUCCAAUUGCUGGUCGCUUCAGCUCCAACCACAAAGAAUGAUGGGAGUGUAUGUUCCAGUGGGGUGUAUUCUGGGCCCUGUUGCUAGGGGUAUGUGUGCAAUGCACAUGCUUGCAAGACUUGAAUAGACAGUAUGUGAUUAGCAAAUUGUCAAGAUAAUACGCUAUGUAACAAUCACAAUCUUUGUAUCUACCUUGUAUAAUGGAAAAGGGCUUUCAUUUGCAGAGGGCAAAAGGACCGACGCUGGUCAAGCCCUUUGGAACGGGUCAUGGCUUAGCGUGGUGCUUCUGGCAUGGCUGAAUUAGCACAGCCCCUCUCAGUUCUCAGUGCACAGCUCUUCAGACAAGAUAGCCUUUUUUCUGAUUUGGUUUGAUGUUUUGGUCUCUGAUAAGCAACCCAUGCUUAAAGGAAAGCACUUAAGCGCUAGAUCUCAACACGCCCAGCUGUCCCUUGGCCACCCUCUCUGUUGCAAGGCUGUGCAUGGAUAGCUUGCUUUUAGGGAGGAAAGAGGGUUUGGCCAAACCUCUUUUUAUGUUGUGGGGCGACCUUUGUAACUAGAUUUUUCUAGGGUUUUGUAUCUUAAGAAAAUCCUGCCUUUUGGCAAAGCUUCUGCUUUUUUGCUUCCAGCAGUGCUGACACUAAGGGCACUCCAGCAUGGGGUGGGAGAGAGGUUUCCUGCCCUUCAUGCGUAUAUCUGCUUCAAACAUUUCUACACUGGAUCCUUCCCAGGACACUUUGUACAGUGUGCGCUGUAUUGGGGGAGGCAAGGGUGCUCCUAUGCAGUAGCAAACGCACGUUGUUUUUUCUGUGACUGGGAACCAUAUGUAUAUAAUACAAGACAACCCCAGCCACUGAACUUUCCCAAGGUAGCACAGUUCUGACUCGACGGCAGCCUUGCCUUGUUGUUGUUAAACUACCUUUCCUCAUUGAGCUUAUAAGCAAGAAAAGGGUGCAAGAUCUGUAUGCAGAAAUAUUUUUAGCUUAAUUUGUAAGUUAUGUUACACUUUCAAAUGCUUCAUGCAAGUUGGAUAUUUUAAGAUUUUUUUAAAAAAGAGAAAAAAAAUUUGAGUUUGUAAAAAUUCAGAGAAAGGGGAAAGAUCUACGUUGUUCGGUACAUACAGAUAUAUAUAUAUAUAACAUCUCUGGGACCUUCAGAAAGUCCCUUUUCUCCUUCCUAUGAGCAUUGUUGGCAUGCACCUGUAAUGUGCUUGGCCCAAAUAUGCAUAACUUUCCCCAUGGGCUCCAUGUUUUGUUGUAAAUGCUGUAUAGGAUUUCUUUUUCUGCUUUGAUAACUUUGUUUGGGUUUUUGACUAACUUCACUUUUUUUUUAAGUAUGAAGAUUAACUCUUUGUAGACGACUCAGCAACUCUCCCCAGAAUGUAUAAAGUGGCCUGUCACAAAGCACAGGGCAGCAGCGAACUCUGCUGCCACCCCUAAUUUGCCCCAAGGCUUAAUCAGACCGGUGGGGUUUGCCGUGUGGGUUUUUGUUGAAUUUUGGAAUGGGAAGUCUCUAGCGCAGAAGGGUUAAUCUGAGGAUUGAUGUGAAAUUACUAUUGCCUGAGCAGGGCCAUAUAGUAUAUCUCCUGCAAAAGCUGCAUUACAUUUCUGUACUGUGUACAAUAAAGGAUUUUUUUGCUCUCUGUUCAGGCA
Anolis sagrei ordinatus is the source of this 3586-nucleotide messenger RNA. RefSeq names its product ETS variant transcription factor 5 (gene ETV5). Lineage: Eukaryota; Metazoa; Chordata; Lepidosauria; Squamata; Anolidae. Gene Ontology annotation, cellular component: nucleus. Gene Ontology annotation, biological process: cell differentiation; regulation of transcription by RNA polymerase II. The record is from RefSeq and is a predicted model, not a curated record. Gene Ontology annotation, molecular function: sequence-specific DNA binding; DNA-binding transcription factor activity, RNA polymerase II-specific.